Messenger RNA from Hypanus sabinus (Atlantic stingray), 1694 nucleotides. Its product is annotated as PRA1 family protein 3-like. Bases 77 to 646 code for a protein of 189 amino acids. Lineage: Eukaryota; Metazoa; Chordata; Chondrichthyes; Myliobatiformes; Dasyatidae. The transcript has 3 exons. The record is from RefSeq and is a predicted model, not a curated record. Gene Ontology annotation, cellular component: membrane. Gene Ontology annotation, biological process: negative regulation of transport.
ACGGGGAGUGAGGCGGUGUCUUCAACAACUUGUCUGGCUGUCGCUGCUCCUCUCCUCGGCGCAGCAGCGGCUUAACAUGGAAGUGAAGUUCGCUCCCUUAAGAGCUUGGGACGAUUUCCUAUUUGGCUCCACGCGUUUCGCCCAGCCAGAUUUUCGAGAUUUAGCUAAAUGGAACAAUCGUGUCGUCAGCAAUUUGCUGUUUUAUCAGACCAAUUACUUCGUCGUGGCUGUCUGUGUCUUCCUACUUAUCGGAUUUAUGAAUCCAUUGGAAAUCAUCUUAGGAGGAGCAGUGGUAACGGUGAUUUUCAUGGGCUCUGUUUGGGCCUCGGAAAAUAAGGCAACAAUCGGUAACUUUAAGCGCCAGCAUCCAACUUUCUUUGUUUUGGCCGUUCUAAUGAUGAGCUACUUUUUCAUUUCCAUAAUCGGGGGUGUGAUGGUUUUCUUGCUUGGAAUCACAUUACCACUAUUUUUAAUAUUUGUGCAUUCUUCUCUACGGCUUCGGAACCUUCAGAAUAAGUUUGAAAACAAGAUGGAAGAGGUCGGACUUAAGAAAACUCCCAUGGGAAUCUUACUGAAUGCGCUUGGUCAGGAACAGGAGCACAUCUCUAAAAUUGCUGAUAUUUUGUCUACUCAAGGCAAACACUAACAAGGUUCUGACUAAUUUAGCAUCUUUAGUAUGUGUUAUGUUGUAUUCCUGGAGUAAGAUUUUUUUUGAAAAGCCUUAAGCUGGUAUUGUCCAUUUUCAAGUAUUCCAAGCUUUAACAAGCUGAUAUUAAUGCUGUUGCAAAGUACAACUGGAAAUACUUUUUUUGGCAAGUUACAACGUAUUGUGGAAAAUUAAUUGCUUGAUACAGUGACAGUAUGCCGUUUUGUCUUUGUGUACCUUAGAACAGUUCUUAACUGAAUCCCAGAUGACAUGGUAAACUAACAGUUUAUCUGGAUGAUACAUAAUCUUGCACUUUCUUUAUUACUUGUAUUUAUUUAAUUGGUUAAGGUCUGAUUUAGGAUGGAAGGAUAUUAUCUUAAUUAUUUAGAUUCGUAUGAGUAAAAGAACCAGAAUGUAUAGAUUUAAUGGUGUAGGGUUAUGUAGAGGCACAUUGUUGACAUUUUCACAAUUGAAGUUCUCAAUCCCAGCUUCAAAUGGAUCAAGUUGCACAUUCUUCCUGUGUGAUGUGAUCUUGUUUGCAAUUUGAAAAUGUAUAUAAAAUACUUUUUUUAAAAAAAAAUUGUUUGGUAUUUGGGGAGUUGGAACGAUCAGUUUAUCUUUUUAUUCCACUUAAUAUGGUCUGCAACAUUGGGUGAUAGAAAUUAAAUACUGUAUAAAACUGAACUUGAGUAAAACACAAAGCAAACAUCUGUUUUCAUAUAUGAACUGUCGAUGUAAAAUGGAGAACACGUAUAAGGAAGUCACGCCAUCAGAACGUGAAAGUUAUGCAAUCAUCGUUUAGUAUCCAAAUCAAUUUUUACAAAACCUCUUAGUCAUGGAAAAUGAGUUUCAACAAACUGGUAUCUUUGAAAAAAUUGGCUUUUUGACAAAACUGUAAUUGUAAUGCUUUGUUUUAGAAAAGCUGUUAAAUGUGAAGUAUGAGCUCAUGAUGAAGAAUUUGUUGUAUAAAGUGUUACUAAUGUGUUUGAAUUUUCAGGUCCAAAGAUAUGCAAAAUACCUUGCAUGCAAUAAAGCUACUUUAAAUUAC